Messenger RNA from Electrophorus electricus (electric eel), 3406 nucleotides. RefSeq names its product 7-dehydrocholesterol reductase (gene dhcr7). Gene Ontology annotation, molecular function: 7-dehydrocholesterol reductase activity. The record is from RefSeq and is a predicted model, not a curated record. Gene Ontology annotation, cellular component: endoplasmic reticulum membrane. Gene Ontology annotation, biological process: cholesterol biosynthetic process; brassinosteroid biosynthetic process. Lineage: Eukaryota; Metazoa; Chordata; Actinopteri; Gymnotiformes; Gymnotidae.
UGGAACGUUAUCCAAUCUCAUCAUCAAACUCUCCAAGGCUCCAUCAUAGAAAGACCUAUGUCCCAGAAUUUACGACAUAUACAGCAUCAUGGAUAAAGGAAAGAAUCUCAGGAGGCGUAACAAAAGCCGGGUGAGUGGUGCUGAGCCUGGGCUGCUUGACGGGAGGCAGGAGCUGCGCCCGUGGGGCAGAGCCUGGGAGGUGGACUGGUUUUCACUCUGCGGAGUGAUUCUGCUUCUGUGUUUGGCCCCCUUCAUCGUCUUCUUCUUCGUCAUGGCCUGUGAUCAGUAUCAGUGCUCCAUAAGCCUAGUCCUGCUCGACUUGUACAACGGAGAGGCUACCCCACUGAGCAUCUGGAACAAGGCCCCUUCCUUCUCAUGGACUAUUGCCAAGCUCUAUGCCUCCUGGGUUACCUUCCAGGUGGUGCUGUACAUGUGCAUUCCAGACGUUACCCACAAGCUGCUGCCAGGCUACGUGGGAGGGGUCCAGGAGGGAGCACGCACACCAGCAGGCCUGAUUAAUAAGUACGAGAUCAACGGCCUGCAGUGCUGGAUUAUAACCCAUACCUUAUGGCUGGCCAACCAUAACUAUUUUCACUGGUUUUCUCCAACCAUCAUCUUUGAUAACUGGAUCCCGCUGCUGUGGUGCACCAAUAUCCUCGGCUACAUCGUGGCCACGUUCGCAUUUGUCAAGGCCUACCUGUUCCCUACCAAUCCAGAAGACUGCAAAUUCACAGGAAACAUCUUCUACAACUACAUGAUGGGUGUUGAGUUCAAUCCCCGCAUUGGAAAGUGGUUUGACUUCAAGCUCUUCUUCAAUGGUCGUCCUGGUAUUAUAGCCUGGACCCUGAUUAAUCUGUCCUAUGCUGCCAAGCAGCAGGAGCUUUAUGGCUAUGUGACCAACUCCAUGAUCCUGGUCAAUGUACUGCAGGCCAUCUAUGUUCUGGACUUCUUCUGGAAUGAAGCCUGGUACUUGAAGACUAUUGAUAUCUGCCACGACCACUUUGGCUGGUAUCUGGGCUGGGGCGACUGCGUCUGGCUGCCUUUCCUUUACACACUGCAGGGCCUGUACUUGGUGUACAACCCCAUCCAGCUCUCUAGCCCUCACGCCGCGGCCGUCCUCGCGAUCGGCCUGGCGGGCUACUUCAUCUUCCGCUCCACCAACCACCAGAAAGACCUGUUCCGUCGCUGCGACGGCAAGUGCUCCAUCUGGGGCCGCGCACCUACGUACAUCGAGUGCUCGUACCGCUCAUCGGACGGCGGCUUCCACCGGAGCAAGCUGCUGACCUCAGGCUUCUGGGGCGUGGCUCGCCACAUGAACUACACGGGCGACCUGAUGGGGGCGCUGGCCUACUGCCUGGCCUGCGGCGGCGGGCAUCUGCUGCCAUACUUCUACGUCAUCUACAUGACCAUCCUGCUGGUGCACCGCUGCAUCCGCGACGAGCACCGCUGCAGCAACAAGUACGGGAAGGACUGGAGCCGCUACACGGCCGCCGUGCCCCGCCGCCUGCUGCCCGGGGUCUUCUAGAAAUGGGGCAGGCAGGCAGGGGGCAGAGGCCUCAUGCUCCUGAGCGACUGGCCGUUCUCGCUGUCUUGCUAGCAGUCGGAGCAUCUUUAACUAGCAGUUUUGGUUGAACCGCAGGUUUGAUUAACCCUGUCUACCUCAUUUUUGCUUCUCCGUGUGUGAGAAGGGUGAAGUGUGUAGGGAUGUUGUUUGGAUGACCUUGUUUGUUGGCCAAUUUGUAAUAUGUGUGUAUGCGUUUUCUUACUUUUGAAAACAACCACCUACAGAAUGCCAUUUUAUACAAAUGACUUGCAUACAUACACUAAUAUUGCACCUGUAAACAUUUUCCUGAAACCAUUCCCGUUUCUACUGAACAUCUAUUAGGCUUUCCUGGUUGGAAAGAAAUCAACAUUCUGUUUGAAUGAGGAGCUACAGGGCAAACUUACUUUAUAAACACUAUACUAUAUUUUUAUGUAUUGUGUAGUUGCUAUUUUAACCACCUGAAUGGACAGAUUCCAGAAAUAUUAACACUACUCAUUUUAAAUUGCACAAUAUCUGCACCUUCUUUUGUCUUUCAAAGCAUUAAAUGCCAACAUAAGAUGCUUCCAAGGUGUUAAAAAAAAUAAAUUAGAUAAUUUCUUUUAUUUUUUAUACCCUUUCUCUUUUUGGCAGCCGUAUCUGUAGUCGGAGCUCGAGGAACAGUGCCAGCAGAUGCCAUAGGGGUCUUGACCUUAAAAUAGGAUUGCUACCAGUGAUCCUAGACUGGUCCGGAGGAAACAAGAGCACACAGCUUCACAGGUCAUCCAGAAGAGCUGUCCUUUUUAUUGCCUAUAUUGUGAAUUGUGCUGAACAUUUGAGCAGUUGAUCAUGUUACAAAUUCUGAUGUUGACUCUCUGAAAGGUGCUAAAUUCUGAUGCCUACUCUCUGAGAGGUUUGCUUACAGGUUUUCUGUUGAGUCCAUGAACUCAGCUUCUCUCAGAAUGUGUUCCCCAAAGUUUUUCACCCAAAAGGUUACGCCCUCUGGUUCCAAGCCCUUGCUGUGUUCUUAUAACGACGAACCUGUUGUCCUCGUAUAUUGAAAACAUGUGCCAGCUCUUCCUCAAUAGGAUAAGUGAAUGCCCCGCCAAUCCCCUUAAAAAUCCCUGUAUUUCUCCGAAUUCCAACUUUAUAUCGCUAUUGAUCCGGGACGUCUUUGGGCUCGAGCCUCCAACUGUUUGAGCGCAGCCGCUAAACAUUUCUCCUCUCGAGCCACCAGAGUGGAGCACAAAAGUUGUUAGUCACAAGCUGCAAUUAUAAGCAUAACACUGUCAUAAAAUGUUUGCCUUUGUUUGAAAACCUUUUUCCCCCAAUAAUGUUAUCGAAGGGGAGCGGAGCAGAAAUGAUGAAGGCUAACAAUAUAUGAUUACAUUUUUCUAAGGACAGCAUGAUAACUAUAUCGGUCCACGUGUCCAUGUUCACUAACCCUAACCCUGUUUUAAGACAAGUCACCCAUCUAUAAAUGAACUCCUUUGCUUGUCAUUCAGUAACCUGAAAUGUGUCAAAUCACCAUAGCCUCCUCUUUAUCUUGUUUUCGGAAGAAAGUCUUCUAUCUUCUGCCUACGUGCAUAGUGUACGAGGAUACACUCGUGCCUGGUGGAUAUUCUAGUGUAACCUUUAAAGUGUCAGCAAUGCAAGCUGCAUUGUUUUAAUUAGCCUGGGAAAAAAUGCAUCAGGGAUAGUUUAAGCCCCAAAAGCGCACCCCUAACGACGCCCCUGAUUAUGACAUUAUUCCUCAAAUUGAUUUUAUUUCUUUAUUAGUGCACUAUGGAGACAGAAAGAUGCAACUUUUAAAAAAUAUUUCACUGAUUAUUUGAUGGUAUUGUUCCAAAGUAACAUUAUUAUGGUGAAUUGAAGUGUUAAGUAGUU